AUGCUCCAGGACUGUGGUCACUCAUCGAUGCCAGGCUCGACUGCUGUCGUCAUUGACAACCUCGAACCUACCUCAAUUCCAACUGCUUCUGUUGCUCAGGAUAACUGCCGCCAGCCCGACGAAGAUAUUCAGCCCUCCCACCAGAACGCGGUGGACACUCCUCCAACACCCUCAUCACAGAUCACCGAUACAUUAACUCCAUUGGCGGAGAGAAACCGUCUUACCUCUGCGCAUACAUCUUUCCACCGUCGGGCAAACACUGAAAUUAUUCGCCGGCAACCCCACCUAUCGGUCAAGCAGCUCUUUGCAGACCAGCCCAAAACAUUCGAAGACUUAGUCGACGGAGACAGGUCCUCGAGUCCGGCGUUGGAGAAUCCUACUAGAAAGACACUCGAAGUAGGCGCGAGACUCUUGUCGGGUUGGUUUCAGGGCAAGUCGGAGCCGGUGAAUCUGACCAUGGUGCCCCAGUCGGCGGACCAGGAUGCCCUGGGAUUGGCACCCUCCGGGGCAUUUUUGAAUCGUGCAUCAAAGCGGGCCUCUUCGCCACUCAAACAAGUUACAUCGACGAAUCCGUUCAACUUCUUUGCCUUCAAGCGCCCGGGAGAGGGUCGACCGGAGCUUCCCGAACCUGCAGAUGAUGAGAUUCUCAAUAUGGACAUAACUGCUGCCUUGUUCCCACCAGAGUCACUCGAUCUCGACGGACAAGAAGCGUUCAGUGCCUUACGAACCAACGCCGAUAACCUCCUUAGACGGCUGCAGGCAGCCUAUAAGGAAAGGACUUUUGCCCUGCACGAAGCCUUGGCGGACAAGAACGAGAAGCAGGAAGAACUGGAAGAGACUCGAACGCGGGUUGGACACCUGAAGGUCCAGCUUGAUGGUAUGGCGGAGAAAGUGCUCCACCAGGAGAAGGCCAUGAAGGCCAUGGCCGAGGAGCUCGAGCAGGAAAGGCAACUGCGCCGGCGAGAAGACGCGCGUCGUCGCAGCGUGAUGCUUGUUCGGUCGAGUGACGAAGAGAGCCUUUCCGACGUCGGGGCUGAAUUGCAGACACCGAAACGCAGUCUGAAGCGAGCCAGCAAUGGCACUUACACGAGUGAUUCGGGCUUCGACUCUGGCGACGAGAGUCUCGCGGAAAGUAUCUUCUCUCGCCGUGAUGGCCUCGAAUCCCCGACGCCAACGAUCCCACCGUCGCCGAACAUAUCUCAAAUUGCUUUAUCUGUCCCUACGUCGACCACUAUACAGCCGAGCACAAAAGAGUCGAAACUGGCUCAGGCGCCACCGGUGCGUCAGUCUACGUACGAUCGCGUGCUGAAGGGACUUGCCUCUACGGGUAUCACUAGUUCGUGGAUGGGUCACACGUCCAAAUGUAAUAUCUGCCAUGGCGUCCCCGCCUCGGAGGCAUGGGGCGUCCUCGGCGUUAUCAAGGAGGAGAAUAGAGGCCUGAAACUACGGCUGAGCGAGCUCGAACUGGUUGUUGAUGAUUGUCUUAGUCUUGUUGGAUCUUGA
Messenger RNA from Aspergillus lentulus, 1503 nucleotides. RefSeq lists its product as uncharacterized. NCBI's taxonomy places the organism in Eukaryota, Fungi, Ascomycota, Eurotiomycetes, Eurotiales, Aspergillaceae. The record is from RefSeq and is a predicted model, not a curated record.